Papaver somniferum (opium poppy) is the source of this 775-nucleotide messenger RNA. RefSeq lists its product as uncharacterized. Bases 187 to 717 code for a protein of 176 amino acids. The record is from RefSeq and is a predicted model, not a curated record. Lineage: Eukaryota; Viridiplantae; Streptophyta; Magnoliopsida; Ranunculales; Papaveraceae. Gene Ontology annotation, biological process: innate immune response; regulation of developmental process. The transcript has a single exon.
UUCGACUCCUCUUGAUUGAUAAGUUGCUCCGUAUGGGCACUAUAUAUAUCUGCAGCCCUCCUACCAACAUUUCAUAUCAAAACAUAACCCUUUUCUUUCCCCUUUCAACCAAGUUACGAACACACUCAUUUCAAGUCCAAAAAACAUACACAUAAUCAUAUAAACCGCAACUAUCCAUUCGAUAAUAUGGCCAGUAGUAGAAAAUCAGUAUGCAUCAUCAAUUCUAGUCUACUAGUUCCAUUUUUUCUUCAUCUUCUUCUCCUACUUACCUCAACAGAAGCUCGCCCCCUUGAGCAAGGCGAUUCUAAUUCCACAGGAAAUGUUCAACAAGCACUUCUGAAUGGUGAUAUUAAAGUGUCAGGUCCUAGCCCUGGUGGUGAAGGUCACAGUUUCAAAAAUGUUGUUCAAACCAUGGGGGGAAAUAAGGUGGCUGGUCCGAGUCGUGGGGGUGAAGGUCACAAGUUCAAAACUCAGCAGCUCCGAACAUUUGGGAGGAUUAAGGUGUCAGGCCCUAGCCCUGGUGAAGGCCACAAGUUCAAAACACAGAAGCUCCAAACAAUUGGGAGGAUUAAGGUGUCAGGACCUAGCCCUGGAGAAGGUCACAAUUUUAAAAAUGUUGUUCAAACCAUGGGAGGAAAUAAGGUGUCUGGUCCUAGUCCACGAGGCGGUGGCCAUCACAAUGGCGUGGCUAAAAUUCACAAAUCCAAGCGAGAUUAAUUGAGGACUGGUGAUUAAAAGGAUUAAUUGAGUCUCUUACCGCAACGUCGAGCAACAA